AUGCCAAAUCAGAACAAGCCACUGCUGCCAUUGGAGGAAAUCACACCUCACGUUCUACGCUUCUGGAAGGCCCGCCUCACUGACAAGGCAAUAGUAGAGGAACUGCGGAAAGUCAUCGAUACUGACCGCUAUGGGAUCGGAAUCACGAAGUUGAAGGAAAUUCGAUCUGAUAUGGGGCUUAAACGUGCACGGCAACAAGGUCACUCGGUUGAGACAAUUCGGGAUGCCAUGCUCGACCUUCGACGAAUAUACCCGAAUUCAGGAUCACGAGAAAUGAUCAGCUUGUUGUUUCACGAAAGGGGGAUGGCUGUCUCCAGACGUGUCAUCAAGUCAUACUUUGCUAUUUACGAAUCUGACCUAGUUCGCCAGCGCAAAGCAAGACGGCUUCGCCGAAAGCGUUUCUGGGCUGCCGGCGUUAAUGAUUUAUUUGCCAUGGACCAACAUGACAAGUGGCUCCGGUUUGGCCUUGCCCUACAUACCGGCAUUGAACCAUUUUCGGGCCGCAUCAUGUGGAUGCGUGUCUGGCACUCUAACAGGAACCCCCAGCUUAUCCUGUCUUAUUACCUCGAUACCCUCAUGGAGCUCGGUCAUAUGCCUCUUGUAACUCAAAGUGAUCUCGGCACCGAGAACUUUGGGAUUGCCAAUGGACACACCCUACUACGUCAGUGGCACGAUCCCGCACUCCAAGGUACGCUCCAGCACCGCUGGAUGCGCACCAAGAAGAACGUGAUGCCAGAAAUAACGUGGUCUCUGUUACAAUAA
Messenger RNA from Suillus plorans, 762 nucleotides. RefSeq lists its product as uncharacterized. The transcript is spliced from 5 exons. Bases 1 to 762 code for a protein of 253 amino acids. NCBI's taxonomy places the organism in Eukaryota, Fungi, Basidiomycota, Agaricomycetes, Boletales, Suillaceae. The record is from RefSeq and is a predicted model, not a curated record.